Molecule: messenger RNA, 6519 nt
Organism: Periconia digitata
Lineage: Eukaryota; Fungi; Ascomycota; Dothideomycetes; Pleosporales; Periconiaceae
Source: the annotation of a GenBank genome assembly
UUGUAUGUAUGUUACUCCUCGUUUUCUGAUUUAUCUGCCUACAUCCAGCUCCGUCAUCGCUUGCUGCCCCCCCAAGUGCUUCGACCAUCAUACCCUGCACUUUUUUUCUCCGUCUCACUCUCCCCAUCCGCAAUUGAGCCAAAACAACACACUUUCCUAUCUAACCAUGCUAUAGAGUCAAUUGGCCCCACCUUCCUUCGUGCUGUCAAUUACUUGCCUUUUGCAAUUCGCCUUGGAAGACACUUUCAAUUCAAUACGCCCAUCAUGUAUGGCUCAGGCCCUCAGACGGGAAUCUCCACCCCGCGCUCUCAGGCAUCCCUCCGCCCCCUCGUUCUCUCGCACGGGUCCCUCGAAUACACUCUCCUGAUUCCCACCGCUCUACACUUCAAUGCCCAGCAACUGCGGGAUGCUUUCAAGGCCACCCUCCCCGAGCCCACAGACGAGUUGGCUCUGGAUGAGGAGCCUUCGUCGGUCGCUGAAUUGGUGGCUCGCUACCUAGGCUUCAUCGCCAAGGAGGUCGAGGAAGGUGAAGACCCCGACUCGUUCGAAGAAGUGCUCAAACUUGUCCUUACCGAGUUCGAGCGUGCUUUCCUCCGUGGCAACGAGGUGCAUGCGCUGGCCGCCACCCUCCCAGGCAUCCCCGAGAAGAAGCUCAUCACCGUCCGGUGUUACUACAACGCCCGUAUUGCUGCGGAGCGACCCAUCAAGCAUCACGAGUCUGCUCUCCUUCGCGAGGCUGCUGACGAGAAUGCUUUCCUGUACGCUGUUCUGGGCGGUCAGGGCAACAUCGAGGAGUACUUUGAGGAGCUCCGGGAAAUCUACAACACAUACCCCUCCUUCGUGGAAGAUUUCAUCGGCGCCGAAGCCCAACAUCUGCUUCAAUUGUCGCGCGAUCCUCGCGCCGAGAAGCUCUACUCCAAGGGUCUCGAUGUCAUGCGCUGGCUCAACAACCCAGAAUCGCAGCCGGACACCGACUACUUGGUUUCUGCUCCCGUCAGUCUGCCAUUGAUCGGUUUGACUCAACUGGCCCACUACGUUGUGACGUGUAGAGUACUCGGCAGCCACCCGGGCCAUUUCCGAAGCCGUCUGAGUGGUACCACCGGUCAUUCCCAGGGUGUCGUCACAGCAGCUGCCAUUGCUGAAGCCCGCAAUUGGGAAUCUUUCGAGCAGGCCGCCAAAAAGGCCAUCACCAUUCUCUUCUGGAUCGGUACCCGAAGUCAACAAGCAUAUCCUCGCACCUCGCUUGCUCCCAACGUCUUGCAAGAUUCGAUGGACCAUGGCGAAGGCACUCCCACGCCCAUGUUGUCCAUCCGCGAUCUCUCUCGCAAAGCGGUUCAGGAGCACAUUGACGCAACAAACGCUCAUCUGCCCUCUGAUAGGCACAUUGCCAUUUCUCUCAUCAAUAGCGCUCGCAAUUUCGUCGUCACUGGUCCGCCCAUCUCUCUCUAUGGUUUGAAUGUGCGUCUUCGCAAAGCGAAGGCUCCCACAGGCCUCGACCAAACGAGGAUUCCCUUCACGGACCGCAAAGUCCGUUUCGUCAACCGCUUCCUGCCCAUUACCGCACCUUUCCACAGCCCCUACCUUGCUGAAGCUACCAAGCAGCUCGACGAAGAUCUCAAAGACAUCAAGAUCGCCGCCAGUGACCUUGGUAUCCCCAUGUUCAAUACCCACACCGGCAAGGAUCUGCGCGAGGCUGGCUCCGACAACGUCGUCCCACAACUUGUGCGCAUGAUCACCAACGACUCGGUUGACUGGGAAUUGGCCACCGUCUUUCCCCGCGCAACACAUAUUCUCGACUUCGGGCCUGGUGGUAUUUCGGGUCUGGGCGUCUUGACGAACCGCAACAAGGACGGAACCGGUGUCCGAGUUAUUCUGGCCGGUGCCAUUGAAGGUCAGAAUUCCGAGAUUGGAUACAAGCCCGAGAUUUUCGAUCGCGACUUCGAGCAUGCCGUCACCUAUGCUCCCGAUUGGGUCAAGGAACAUGCUCCACGCCUCGUGAAAACGUCGACUGGGCAAACGUACGUGGAUACCAAGCUGAGCAGAACCCUCGGCCUGCCCCCCGUCAUGGUUGCUGGUAUGACACCCUGCACUGUCCACUGGGACUUUGUCGCUGCUACAAUGAAUGCCGGAUACGACAUUGAGCUUGCAGGUGGUGGUUACUACAACGAGAAGAGCAUGAGCGCUGCUAUCAACAAGGUCGAACAAGCUAUCCAGGCUGGUCGUGGCAUUAGCGUCAAUUUGAUCUAUGUCACUCCUCGUCACAUGGCCUGGCAAAUCCCCAUGCUGGCUAAACUGAGGGCCGAAGGUGUCCCGAUUGAGGGUUUGACCAUCGGCGCCGGAGUACCAUCUAUUGAGGUCGCAAAUGAAUACAUUGAGACUUUGGGUCUCAAGCGCAUCGCCUUCAAGCCCGGCUCAGUUGAAGCUAUCCAACAGACCAUCAACAUUGCCAAGGCAAACCCAGGUUUCCCUGUCAUCAUGCAGUGGACUGGCGGUCGCGGCGGUGGACAUCACUCUUUUGAAGACUUCCAUCAACCCAUUCUCCAGAUGUACAGCCGUCUCCGCAAGGUUGAAAACCUUAUCCUCGUUGCCGGUUCUGGUUUCGGUGGCGCCGAGGACACCUACCCGUACCUCACUGGUACCUGGUCCACGAAAUUUGGCUACCCACCUAUGCCCUUCGAUGGUUGCUUGUUUGGUUCCCGUGUAAUGACCGCAAAGGAAGCGAAAACAUCCACAGCCGCCAAGGAAGCCAUUGUCCGCGCUCCUGGCUUGGAAGACAACGACUGGGAACAGACGUACAAGGGCCCGGCUGGCGGAGUCAUCACCGUUCGUUCUGAGAUGGGCGAGCCUAUUCACAAGCUUGCCACUCGCGGUGUCAAGUUCUGGGCUGAGAUGGAUAAGAAAAUCUUCGCUUUGGACAAGGCCAAGCGCGUGCCAGAACUCAAGAAGAUGCGCGACUACAUCAUCAAGCGCCUCAACAACGACUUCCAAAAGGUGUGGUUCGGCAAGAACAAGCACGGUGAAUCUGUUGAUCUCGAGGACAUGACGUACGCCGAGGUGGUUCAACGUAUGGUGGACCUGAUGUACGUCAAGCAUCAAUCCCGCUGGAUUGACCCCAGCCACCAGCGUCUGACUGGCGACUUCAUCCGCCGCCUCGAGGAGCGUUUCGCCAGCGGCGACGUGGAUUCCCUCAUCCAGACCUACGAAGAGCUUGCAGAUCCUUACCCAACCGUGAAGAAGGUCCUCGAGACUUACCCAGCGGCUUCGGAGCAGCUCAUCAAUGCCCAAGACGUCCAGCACUUCCUCCUGCUCUGCCAGCGUCGUGGCCAGAAGCCAGUGCCUUUCGUCCCAGUCCUCGAUGAAACCUUUGAGCUCUUCUUCAAGAAGGACUCCUUGUGGCAAUCCGAAGAUCUUGACGCUGUCGUUGACCAGGACGUUGAGCGCACCUGUAUCUUGCAAGGUCCUAUGGCUGUCAAGUACGCCACCAAAACCAACGAACCUGUCAAGGAUAUCCUGGAUGGCGUUCACAACGGCCACAUUGAGUACUUGCUGAGAGAUGUUUACGGUGGUGAUGCCUCCAAGAUUCCUUCAAUCGAAUACUUUGGAAGCAAACUCAUCGAGAACAGCGAAGAUGUGGAAGUAGAUGGCCUUACCGUGUCUCAGCUGGAGAACAAGACUCUCUACCGUCUUUCGUCUGCACCCAACUCCACGUUGCCAGAUCUCCAAACUUGGCUUCAUCUCCUGGCUGGUAGCAGCUAUUCGUGGAGGCACGCCUUCUUCACCACGGAUGUCUUCGUUCAAGGCCAGCGAUUCCAGACCAACCCGAUCGCACGCGUCUUUGCUCCUACCCCAGGCAUGAUGGUCGAGAUUGCCAACCCCAAUGAGCCUGCCAAGACCGUCAUCACCGUCAAGGAGCCGCACCACGGCGGCAAACACAUCAAGACGGUCGAUAUCAGCCUCACCAAUGCCAACGAAAUCGUCCUCAACCUGUAUGAGGAGCGUACUGCUCUAAAGAAAGCUGUUGCGUUGCCUUUGAAGUUCACCUAUCGUCCAGAGUUUGGCUACGCUCCCAUCCACGAGGUCAUGGACGCCCGCAACGACAGGAUCAAGGAUUUCUACUACAAGAUCUGGUUCGGCAAUGAAGAGUGCCCCUUCGACGCUCCCGUAUCAUCCAAAUUCGACGGAGGUCGGGCUACGGUCACGAGCGAGGCCAUCAACGAUUUCGUUCACGCCGUCGGCAACACUGGCGAAGCUUUCGUCGAACGACCCAACAAGGAGGUGUUUGCCCCCAUGGACUUUGCCAUCGUUGUUGGAUGGAAGGCCAUCACAAAGCCCAUCUUCCCCAGAGCCAUUGAUGGCGAUCUUUUGAAGCUCGUCCAUCUGUCCAAUGGUUUCCGUAUGCUUCCCGGUGCGGAGCCCCUUAAGAAGGGUGAUGUCCUCGACACCACAGCCCAGAUCAACGCCGUCAUCAACCAGGACUCUGGUAAGAUGGUUGAGGUGUGCGGUACCAUCACUCGCGAUGGAGAAGCCGUCAUGGAAGUCACCAGCCAGUUCUUGUACCGUGGCGCCUACACUGAUUUCGAGAACACGUUCCAGAGGACGGUGGAAACCCCCAGGGAGCUGCACUUGGCUACCAGCAAAGAUGUCGCUAUUCUCCGCUCCAAGGAGUGGUUCAACUUGGACGAGCCUGAUGUUGAGCUCCUGAAUAAGACUCUCACUUUCAAAUUGGAGAGCUUUGUUCGUUACAAGACCAAGACGGCUUUCUCCGAAGUUCAAACUGUUGGUGAGGUACUUUUGGAACUUCCCAGCAAGGAAAUCGUUCAGGUCGCAUCCGUCGACUACUCUGCCGGAACAUCUUAUGGCAACCCGGUGCUUGACUAUCUUGAGCGCAAUGGUUCCGCCAUUGACCAGCCUGUCAACUUUGAGAACCCCAUCCCGUUGAAUGGCAAGACUCCUCUCACUCUGAGAGCGCCCGCCUCUAACGAGACCUACGCUCGUGUAUCUGGUGACUACAACCCAAUCCACGUCUCGCGUGUCUUCUCCAAGUACGCCAAUCUUCCUGGGACCAUCACCCAUGGCAUGUACUCUAGUGCUGCCGUGCGUAGCUUGGUAGAAACAUGGGCCGCUGAGAACCACAUUGGACGUGUCCGAAGCUACCAUGUCAGCCUCGUUGGCAUGGUCUUGCCCGACGAUAUGCUGGAGGUCAAGCUUCAGCACGUGGGCAUGGUUUCUGGUCGUAAGAUCAUCAAGAUUGAAGUCAACAACAAGGAAACUGAAGACAAGGUCCUUCUCGGAGAGGCCGAGGUCGAACAGCCCACAACAUCCUAUGUCUUCACUGGUCAAGGCUCUCAGGAGCAAGGCAUGGGUAUGGACCUCUAUGCCAGCAGCGAAGUCGCCAAGGCAGUGUGGGACCGCGCCGACAAGCACUUCAUGGAUAACUACGGAUUUGCCAUCACCAACAUUGUCAAGAACAACCCGAAGGAGCUCACCAUUCACUUUGGCGGCCCCCGUGGCAAAGCUAUCCGCCAAAACUACAUGUCCAUGACUUUUGAGACUGUCAGCGCGGAUGGAAGCGUGAAGUCCGAGAAGAUCUUCAAGGAGAUUGACGAAAACACCACUUCGUACACGUACCGAUCCCCCACUGGUCUCCUCUCUGCUACUCAAUUCACGCAGCCUGCUCUCACACUGAUGGAGAAGGCCUCGUUUGAAGAUAUGCGCGCCAAGGGAUUGGUUCAGCGUGACAGCACGUUCGCUGGUCACUCUCUCGGAGAGUACUCUGCCCUUGCUGCCCUUGCUGAGGUCAUGCCUAUUGAGAGUUUGGUAUCCGUCGUGUUCUACCGCGGAUUGACCAUGCAAGUCGCUGUGGAGCGUGACGAGACGGGUCGCUCCAACUACUCCAUGUGCGCUGUCAACCCCAGCAGAAUCUCGAAGACGUUCAACGAGCAAGCACUGCAGUAUGUGGUUGAGAACAUCUCGGAGCAGACGGGAUGGCUGUUGGAGAUUGUCAACUACAACAUUGCCAACAUGCAGUAUGUGUGCGCAGGUGAUCUCCGUGCGCUCGACUGCCUCACCAACGUCCUCAACUACCUGAAGCAGCAAAAGAUUGACAUUCAAGAUCUUAUGCAAACGCUGUCUCUGGAGGAACUCAAGCAGCACCUUGUGGAGAUGAUCAACCAGGCUGCGGAGACAACGAAGAGCAAGCCGCAGCCAAUCGACUUGGAGCGUGGUUUCGCCACCAUCCCCCUCAAGGGCAUCGAUGUGCCAUUCCACAGCACCUUCCUGCGAUCUGGCGUGAAGCCAUUCCGAAACUUCUUGUUGAAGAAGAUUCACAAGACUUCGAUCGAUCCGUCCAAGUUGGUCGGCAAGUACAUUCCCAACGUAACGGCCAAGCCGUUCGAGCUCACCAAAGAGUACUUUGAGGAUGUGUACCGCUUGACAAACUCGCCCAAGAUUGGCAACAUUCUCGCAAACUGGGACAAGUACGAGGAGAAGGAGGAGGCCAGCGCUGCUGCGGCUGCAUAA